Molecule: messenger RNA, 1113 nt
Organism: Saccharomycodes ludwigii
Lineage: Eukaryota; Fungi; Ascomycota; Saccharomycetes; Saccharomycodales; Saccharomycodaceae
Gene: HEM12
Product: uroporphyrinogen decarboxylase HEM12
Exons: 1
Coding region: 1-1113 (370 amino acids)
Biological process (GO): heme biosynthetic process
Cellular component (GO): cytosol
Molecular function (GO): uroporphyrinogen decarboxylase activity
Source: RefSeq, a predicted model, not a curated record
AUGACCACAACUACCCAGGUUUCGAGAAAAAGUUUUCCAGCUUUAAAAAAUGAUCUAAUUUUGAGGUGUGCAAAGGGUGAAAAAGUAGAAAGACCACCAUGUUGGAUUAUGCGUCAGGCAGGUCGUUACUUACCAGAAUAUCAUGAAGUUAAAGAUGGUCGAGACUUUUUUGAAUGUUGUCGCAAUCCAGAAAUUGCUAGUGAGUUAACAAUUCAACCAAUUAGGCGUUACAAAAAUUUAAUUGAUGCAGCUAUUAUAUUUUCAGAUAUAUUAGUCAUACCACAAGCAAUGGGUAUGGAAGUUGUUAUGUUAGAAGGUAAAGGUCCACAUUUCCCUAACCCAUUAAGAACAGAAGAAGACGCUAUUGAGAUAUUAAACUAUAAAGUUGAUGUCUUACAAAGUUUGGAUUGGGCUUUCAAAGCUAUCACCAUGACUAGAUAUCGAUUAGAUGGAGAAGUACCAUUGUUUGGGUUUUGUGGUGGUCCAUACACAUUGUUAACUUAUAUGAUAGAAGGGGGUGGUUCCAAAAUCUUUAGAUUUGUCAAAGAAUGGAUUAAUAGUAAGCCUGAAUUAUCCCAUAGAAUUUUAGAUAAAAUUUCAGAUGUGGCUAUUGAAUUUCUAUCUCAACAAGUUGUUGCUGGUGCUCAGAUUUUGCAAGUUUUCGAAAGUUGGGGUGGUGAGUUAGGUAGUUCUGAUUUUGACGAAUUUUCUUUGCCAUAUUUAAAGAAAAUUGCCACCAAAGUUCCAAUUAGGUUACAAGAGUUGGGUAUUAAAGAAAAGAUUCCAAUGAUAGUUUUUAGUAAAGGUUCUUGGUAUGCUUUAGACAAGCUCUGUAAUUCUGGUUAUGAUUGUGUUUCUUUAGAUUGGUUGUGGGAUCCAAAAGAAGCUGUUAAAAUCAAUAAUGGGCGUAUCACUUUACAAGGUAAUUUGGAUCCAGGUGUUAUAUAUGGUACUGAUGAAAUCAUUAAGUCCAAAGUUGCUAAAAUGAUAUCAGGCUUUGGUGGUGGUAAACAACAUUAUAUAGUUAAUCUUGGUCAUGGUACCCAUCCGUUUAUGGAUACAGAGAAAAUCAGAGUUUUUUUAGAGGAGUGUCAUAAAAUCGGUAGUCAAUGA